CCGCCGCCAUUACCGGCGCCUCUUCCGCUUCCCCCGCAGCUUCUGCUUCCGGGCGCUGUGGCCGCCAUGUCGGCGCUGGCGCUGAACCCCAACAACCCGGUGGUGUUUUUCGAUGUCACCAUCGGAGGGCAGGAGGUCGGCCGCAUGAAGAUCGAGCUGUUCGCUGACGUCGUUCCCAAAACCGCAGAGAACUUCAGGCAGUUCUGUACGGGUGAAUUCAGGAAGGAUGGUGUCCCCAUAGGUUAUAAAGGAAGCACUUUCCACAGGGUAAUAAAGGAUUUCAUGAUCCAAGGAGGUGACUUUGUAAACGGGGACGGCACCGGCGUCGCCAGCAUCUACCGGGGACCCUUUGCGGAUGAGAACUUCAAGCUGAAACACUCUGCUCCUGGGCUGCUCUCCAUGGCGAACAGCGGUCCCAGCACCAACGGCUGCCAGUUCUUCAUUACGUGCUCCAAGUGUGACUGGUUGGACGGAAAACACGUUGUGUUUGGUAAAAUUGUCGAUGGGCUGUUGGUCAUGAGAAAAAUUGAGAAUGUACCUACGGGUCCGAAUAACAAACCCAAGCUGCCCGUUGUCAUCUCGCAGUGCGGGGAAAUGUAAAGCGGUGGAACAGAAAUGCGGGCUCCUGCUGUUCCAGCCCCAGCCCCCACAGCCCUGUCUGCAGAUCCACGCUCUCGACGUUCUCCUGACGGUAUUUAAUAAUCAGCCUCUCUAUAUAUUUUUUUUAACCUUUUGGUAUGUAAAUAAAGAAUUUUGCUAAA
Molecule: messenger RNA, 761 nt
Organism: Columba livia (rock pigeon)
Lineage: Eukaryota; Metazoa; Chordata; Aves; Columbiformes; Columbidae
Gene: PPIH
Product: peptidylprolyl isomerase H
Exons: 10
Coding region: 67-600 (177 amino acids)
Biological process (GO): protein peptidyl-prolyl isomerization; protein folding
Cellular component (GO): intracellular membrane-bounded organelle
Molecular function (GO): peptidyl-prolyl cis-trans isomerase activity
Source: RefSeq, a predicted model, not a curated record